AUGUCCUCUCUAAGAACAACCUACUUAGUAACAUACAACAGCAUCAACGCCCUUCUCUGGCUAUACAUAUUCUCCUCUAUCGUCGUCUCCCCUUUCCAAUCCCCCCAAACAACCUACUCUACCCUCGAACCCUGGACAAGAUGGACCCAAACUAUCGCUAUUCUUGAGAUCCUUCAUGCGAGCCUCACCCGCUCGCCCAUCUUCACAACAUUCACCCAAAUCUUCGCCCGCAGCGUCCAAGUCUGGGCCAUCAAUUACGCCUACCCGGAGACCACCAGUCCCUCCCCAGCAUACAAGUACAUGCUGCUUGCAUGGUCAUUCGCAGAUGCAAUCCGGUAUUCUUAUUUCGCAGUCUUGAGUGCAGGUGCUCCUGUGCCGAGCUUGUUGAGGUGGUUGAGAUACUCCCUCUUCCUAAUCCUCUACCCCGUUGGCAUCGGAAGCGAAUGGUGGCUCAUGUUCCAGGCGCUGCGCGUUACGAACAGCAUUCCUGUUCAGGCGCUUUUCAUUUUCUUUCUGUUUCUUUACGGACCUGGUUCGCCCAUGAUGUAUUCGUAUAUGGUUAAGCAGAGGAAGAAGACUUUGGCUGGCGGUAAGAAGGAGAGGAAGGAGAACAAGGUGGAUGUGGUUGUGGCUGGUGAUAUGGUGAGCUGA
Messenger RNA from Aspergillus niger, 651 nucleotides. RefSeq lists its product as uncharacterized. Gene Ontology annotation, cellular component: endoplasmic reticulum membrane. Gene Ontology annotation, biological process: fatty acid elongation; very long-chain fatty acid biosynthetic process; sphingolipid biosynthetic process. The record is from RefSeq and is a predicted model, not a curated record. The transcript is spliced from 5 exons. Gene Ontology annotation, molecular function: 3-hydroxyacyl-CoA dehydratase activity. NCBI's taxonomy places the organism in Eukaryota, Fungi, Ascomycota, Eurotiomycetes, Eurotiales, Aspergillaceae. The coding region runs from base 1 to 651 and encodes 216 amino acids.